Messenger RNA from Poeciliopsis prolifica (blackstripe livebearer), 2394 nucleotides. Its product is annotated as zinc finger protein 260-like. The transcript is spliced from 3 exons. Gene Ontology annotation, biological process: regulation of transcription by RNA polymerase II. Gene Ontology annotation, molecular function: RNA polymerase II cis-regulatory region sequence-specific DNA binding; DNA-binding transcription factor activity. The record is from RefSeq and is a predicted model, not a curated record. Lineage: Eukaryota; Metazoa; Chordata; Actinopteri; Cyprinodontiformes; Poeciliidae. The coding region runs from base 111 to 2003 and encodes 630 amino acids.
AAAAGACACGGAGACUCAUUCGUUUGAGACUGAAGUGGAUUCAGUCCAACAGAAACGUGCGCAGCUGAGGUACGGCCGCGUGGCUCUGGUUUGCGAGUCUCCAGUGUGUUAUGCAAAGAGCAGACACCAUGGAGAAAGUGGAUGAUGCUCAUCGGGAUAUUCUGCCUUUAGAGGACAAACUGCGGGUGAUAGAGCUCAGUGUCCAUCAGCAGCAAGAAGCUGGAAAAAUCCGAACAACUGAUAAGCAGCAUCUUUUGGUGAUCGAAAAAGAGGCUUUUGUUCUGCAGAACCCCGGUUUGGACCAGCAGGGCCCAGAACUCCAGCAUAUAAAAAAGGAAGAGGAGGAACUGUCGGUCAGUGAAGACAGAGAGCAGCUCACUGUGAAGAUUGUAGAUGAUGAGACCCUUAAGGUAUCAGAGCUCUGCCAUGUACAAACUGAAGGCAGCAAAGAGACUCGAGCUCCAACAAGCAGCCCGGCAAAACAAAUGGAAACCGGACCUGAUGGAAAGGACAGUGGAGGAGCAGAACGAGACAAAAACCCAGAACCAACUGGAUUCUGGACUGAACAGCAGGAGGUCCAGAUGAAAUAUGAUGAGCAAGAACUGUUGGUAAUCAAAAUAGAAGUUCCUGAUCCACAGAGGUCCAGUUUAGACCAGCAAGACACAGAACCACUCCAGAAGACAACACAAGAGGAACUGUGGAUCAGUCAGGAUGAAGAGGAUCUUGCUUUGAUGAGUGAAGAUGAAGAGAAAUCUCAGUCAUCAGAGCUUCAUCUCUUCAAAAGUGAAGACAGCAGAGAUGCAGAAGCUUCAACCAGCAGCUCAGCUGAACAGACAGAAACAGAACCUGAUGGAGAGGAGGCUGGAGGACCACAGCCAGACAGGAAUUCAGAUCCACAUGCUUGUUCACAGUCCAGUCCUUCAGGCUCUUCAGAGGCUGAAGUCAGUAGGAAGUGGGGGUCAGGAGUGAGCGGAGACGGUUGUGAUGACAAUUUACCAGAUUCUGGAUCUAAAAAUAAAGACUGGUGGGAAAUCAGGACACUUAAGUCAGACGUAAACAGCAGCUCUGAAUGUAGAAGUGCUGUGAAACCCUUCAGCUGCCCUGACUGUGCUAAACAGUUUGUGUACCAGCAGUCAUUCCUGAAGCAUCUGUCAUGUCAUUCAGGAGAAAAGGCUUCCACUUGUUUGGCCUAUAUGAAACAAUCAAUAGCCAAAGCUGGGAAGAAAUCAGUUGCUUGUGUUGUUUGUGGGAAAAUGUUUAAGGAUCAGUAUUACCUUAAAUGUCAUAUGAGGCUCCACACAGGAGAGAAACCAUUUAAUUGUGAUGUUUGCGGAAAAGCGUUUAGGCAUUCUCAUAUUCUUAAACUUCACUUAAGAGUCCACACUGGAGAAAAACCUUUUACUUGUGAUGAAUGCGGUAAAACAUUUACCAAGAUGCAAAAUCUGAAAGGUCACAUGACGUGCCACAUAGGGGAGAAGCCUUUCCAGUGUGAGGAAUGUGGCAAAAGAUUUACACAAAGGGGAACGCUGAAGAACCACAUGAUGAUUCAUAAAGGAGAAAAACCUUUCGUUUGCAGUGGUUGUGACAAACGGUUCAGGCUUAAAGCGGAUCUUCAGAAACACGUGGUAACCCACACCGGAGUGAAACCAUUUUUCUGCCGUUACUGUGGAGCCAGAUUUGCUCACCGGGGAGCUUUGACGAGACACAUUAGACGUCACACAGGUGAGAAACCAUUUGCUUGUGAUAGGUGCGACAAAAGAUUUUAUCGAAGUUCUGAACUCAAGUAUCAUGUGUCGGUUCAUACGAGAGACUGGAAACAAGACACUGAAAACAGAAAGUUUGCCUGUAAGGAAUGCGAAAAAAAAUAUAUCAGAAAGGUGCAUCUUACAGCACACAUGAGUACCCACUUAGGAGAAAAACCUUUCAGCUGCGGUGUUUGUAGUGCGAGUUUUACACGCCAUGAUAGUCUGAAGAGACAUACAAUGAGAGCCCACUGUCAAUAGAAACUGCUUGUUCUGCCAAUCUACAUCUACAUUGGUGUAAAUGCUGCUAGAUGGUCAGCGUAACUUCAUAGAUGGUAAGUUUACCAAUAUAAUUAAGUUAUUGGCAUUAUCUACAUGAGGCCCCUUGCUAAAACAGGAAGACAAUGUUACAUAAACUGUUUAAUGACCUGACAGUGUCUAUGUUGUCAUGAUAUAAAUAGCUACAAACCGCAUCUGAAACAAAUGUUUCAGCAAGUCUUUUUUUAUCAAAGGUUUUAAAUUCUGUAGUUUUGCUAAAUACUAACAUGCUCAUGUUUGUAAUAUAAAAGAAUGUUUUGUCAUAUUUGUUGGAUAGCUUUUGUACUGUAUGAAAAAGCCACAAAAAAACUGUUUAUCUUUAAGAAAGCCUAAC